AUGUCCGCUGGAGCCGUCGCGGUGCACACUGGCAGGGUGACGGCGGCGGCCGCGCUGUCCAAGCCGAGUCAUCCAGCCGCGCACGCGAGCUCAAGUGGGAGCUCAAGCUCAAGCGGAAGCUCCGGAAACCUUUCUGAGGGAGGCCUCCUAAAGGGAGCCCCACUGGUCGUGAUCGGCCAAAGCCACAGCGGCUGGCCACUGCAGGUUUGGCCUUCAGGACCUGACGACGUCUUUUGGGGCACGACGUGGACACGGUGUGCAGGAAAGCUGGCGACGGCCCUGCUGGUGGUUCGGCUCGUCGAAAUGGGGCGACUGCCAGGCUUGGAUGAAGGGAUCCUCGGAUUUCUACAGCUCCCGGGCCGCUGGGGUGAUUUGAAAAACCAUCAAGUCGUGAAGAAGCUCACGCUCCGGCAUGUUAUGGCGGGUGUCGGCGGUCUUCCAAUGUGGCAGUGGCUUCCCGGAUGGGUCACGAAGCGUGUGCGACCUGCUUCGGAGCUGGCGGAGCGUGCGCUCAGCGCUGUCAACGACACGGUCGUGCCGGGGGAAAGGUUCGUUUACUCCAACAUGCAGUGGGCGGUGGUGGAACGGGCCAUUGAACGUGCAACGGGACUGGACUUGCCGACCGCCGCACGGCAGAUCCUCUUCGACCCCCUUGGAAUCUCGCAAGGCACAUACUUUCGGAGCGAAGACCGACCUGCCUGUUACCAGGCUCCCGGCACCAGCGUCUACGAACGCAACCUACGGGCCGGCAUCGGCCUCUGCAGCACUGCCUACGACCUCUUCCUCCUGGGCAUCAGCCUGCGGCGCUCCUGCAAGCAGUGCCUGCUCUCGGAAGCCGGCUUCAGGGAGGUCCUCACGGACCAGCUCCAGGUCUACUUCCCGGAGGCUGUUGCGAGCUUCCGUGAGAACCCGCCAGCCACAGACUUUGAAAGAAGCGGCCUUCAAUUUCUGGGCCGGGGAUUCGCGGGUUAUCACUUGGCUGGCGGCUGGAUGUUGGCUCACGGAGGCGGAGAAGGGCACCUGGGGCAGAACGUGCUGGUGCAGACGAGUGGGUCGGCUGUCCUGGUGACCCAGAUUUCGCGCUUGCAGGUGUCGCCGAGGCAGGGGAGGCUUGCGACAGCCAGCCUGUCCAAGUUCAUGCAGGGGCCUGGCUCCUUUGACCUCAGCUUCGAAGCUGCGAAUGCUGAAGAUGCUGAAGCUGCAGUGACUUCAGCGACAUCGACUGCAGCACCUUCAGUGACUUCAGUAGCUUCAGUGACUUCAGCACCCUCAGUGACAUCAGCACCUUCAGUGACUUCAGCACCUUCAGUGACUUCAGCACCUUCAGUGCGGAGCUUUCCGGGGUUUCCGGUCUGCGACGAGGGAGUCAAGAGUAGAGUGACAGCUGGAAACUGCAGCCUUCCCUUUCCGAAGCAUGCGGACCCCAUCCAGAUGGCAGCUUCCGCUGAGCACCGCUAUGCUUGCAGUGGCUUGAAGGUUUCUGGUCCCGUUGCUGACGUAAGACUGAGGAAGCAACAGAACAGAUGCACUGGGGCAGUGUUCCAGCAUGCGCCGAUUCACCAACACCAAAUGCACCAACUCAAAAAGCAGUACAACAUGUCAGGCGCGGAGGACUUCAUCCAAGCCUGCAUACAGAAGCCGGACCCAGCAAAGCUACGCGAAAGCGAAGCCGGCCAAGCCAGCGAAGCAUGUUCGCAAAUGUCUGCCUGCGCAUCUGCCUGGAACAUGCUUAAUGUGCUUGCGUGGGAGCGCCAAGUUCCCCAGCUCGAAGCAGUGGUGCGCAGGCAGCACGAGCUGCUCUCUCAGUACAUUGUGACUUGGGGACGUCUUGGGUCGAACUUUCACAGCUCUCAGCAAGACAGGAGGUGUUUACUUUCAAAUGCAUCGAAUAGGGUUCCCUCUGAGAAAAACCGUGAUGUUUGA
Messenger RNA from Symbiodinium natans, 1923 nucleotides. The record is from the annotation of a GenBank genome assembly. Lineage: Eukaryota; Dinophyceae; Suessiales; Symbiodiniaceae.